GUGGAGGGGAGACAGACCCAGCCCAGAGCUCCUAGUGGUUUCCUGUUGCCCGGCUCUAAACCCUCCACAUUCCGGCAGACCUUCACACAGCCCAGAGCACUCUGCCUGCUGCCCGCCUGCCUGCCACUGAGGGUUCCCAGCAUCAUGAGGGCCUGGAUCUUCUUCCUCCUUUGCCUGGCCGGGAGGGCCUUGGCAGCUCCUCAACAGGAAGCCCUGCCCGAUGAGACGGAGGUGGUAGAGGAAACUGUGGCUGAGGUGGCAGAGGGACCUGUGGGAGCCAACCCCGUGCAGGUGGAAGUGGGAGAAUUUGACGAAGGUGCCGAGGAAACCGAACAGGAGGUGGUGGCUGAAAACCCCUGCCAGAACCACCACUGCAAACAUGGCAAAGUGUGUGAGCUGGAUGAGAACAACACCCCCAUGUGCGUGUGCCAGGACCCUACCAGCUGCCCUGCCCCCAUUGGCGAGUUUGAGAAGGUGUGCAGCAAUGACAACAAGACCUUUGACUCUUCCUGCCACUUCUUUGCCACCAAGUGCACCCUGGAGGGCACCAAGAAGGGCCACAAACUCCACCUGGACUACAUUGGGCCUUGCAAAUACAUCCCCCCCUGCCUGGACUCCGAGCUGACCGAAUUCCCCCUGCGCAUGCGGGACUGGCUCAAGAACGUCCUGGUCACUCUGUACGAAAGGGACGAGGACAACAACCUUCUGACCGAGAAGCAGAAGCUGCGAGUGAAGAAGAUCCAUGAGAACGAGAAGCGCCUGGAGGCUGGAGACCACCCCGUGGAGCUGCUGGCCCGGGACUUCGAGAAGAACUACAACAUGUACAUCUUCCCCGUGCACUGGCAGUUUGGCCAGCUGGACCAGCACCCCAUUGAUGGGUACCUGUCCCACACAGAGCUGGCCCCACUGCGUGCACCCCUCAUCCCCAUGGAGCACUGCACCACCCGCUUUUUUGAGACCUGCGACCUGGACAAUGACAAGUACAUCGCCCUGGAUGAGUGGGCCGGCUGCUUCGGCAUCAAGGAGCAGGAUAUUGACAAGGAUCUGGUGAUCUAAAUCCACGCCUGCCUCCUUCCGCAGUUCCGGAUCCUCCCUCUUUGAUCUUCCCCUUCCUGUUUCCCCCAAAGUUUAAAAUGUUUGGAUGGUUUGUUGUUCUGCCUGGGGACAAGGUGCUAAUAUAGAUUUACAUGAAUACAUUAACGGUGCUAAAAAUGGAAA
Prionailurus viverrinus (fishing cat) is the source of this 1218-nucleotide messenger RNA. It is a transcript of the gene SPARC, whose product is annotated as secreted protein acidic and cysteine rich. The record is from RefSeq and is a predicted model, not a curated record. Lineage: Eukaryota; Metazoa; Chordata; Mammalia; Carnivora; Felidae. The coding region runs from base 145 to 1056 and encodes 303 amino acids. Gene Ontology annotation, molecular function: extracellular matrix binding; protein binding; collagen binding. The transcript is spliced from 10 exons. Gene Ontology annotation, biological process: anatomical structure development.